AGUUAUCGCGUUAUCAGCGGUGCCGGUGCUGUCCCGGAAAUUUUGCGAUUCGUGUUCGGGAUGGUUCAUUUACUUUUCUUACCUCGAAGGAUAUAAUACUUUUUGCUUGCAAAGAACCGGACGAUAAGAUUAGAGGUGGCAGCGAAAUUUUUUUUUAAUGAUACAUCCUACGAUCACGGCCUUAUAAAGCCCGAAGUUUUAAUCAAGUAUAGUCUUUCAAUAAAUCUCGUCUCUGCGGGGACGAGGAAUCGACCUGCACGGCUCUUCAUCUUUAACUUUAAGGUACAAUGUUAACGAUGAGAUUCCUGUUAUCAUUUAUGCUUGUCCUAGCGGCUUGCUGGGCGAGCUAUCCUAGUUCCGAUGAUGUGGCUCCUCAACUUAUUGAAGAAGUUCUAGAUAACUAUAGACUGCCACUAGAUGUAAUGCCUAUGGAAUAUGAUAUCAAAUUGCAGCCGAUUUUCGAGUCACCCAAUCAAGAUAAUUUUACUUUUAAAGGAGAAUCUGUGAUCACUCUCAUGACUGUGAAUAAGACAAAUACCAUAGUUUUCCAUGCUAAGGAAAUUGAUAUCAACAGUAGUAUUAAAUUAACAUAUAAAAUUAAAGACGAAAUUAUAAUUUAUCCAAUUAAGUUAAAGAAAGAUAUAAAUAAGGACUUUGUGACGCUCAUUUUUAACGAGUCCAUUCCCGCAAACGUAAAUGCACAACUAUUUUUGUCCUAUACUGGAAAGCUAAAUGAUAAAUUACGUGGAUUCUACAGAAGUUCUUAUCAGAAUAAGGAAGGAAAAAAGAUAUGGCUCGCAACGACUCACUUUGAACCAGUGGGCGCGAGACAGGCCUUCCCAUGUUGGGACGAACCACAAUUCAAAGCACGUUUUACCAUUACUAUUACAGUUCCUCAAAAAAAUUACAUAGCGAUUUCAAAUAUGCCUGCAAAAACAACUGCAAAUUUAAAGACGACUUUCGAGAAGACACCAAUCAUGUCCACUUAUCUCGUAGCUUUUGUAGUUUCGGAUUUCACGGCUCUGAAUAAUAAAAAUUUUGGGGUUUGGGCGAAACCUACAGUAAAAGAAGACGCUAAAGAAUUUGCAUUCAUGUAUGGAUUAGAAACGUUACAGGUACUAAAAAAUUUUACCAACAUUGAUUAUUAUGGAAAGGAGCAAGGAAUGUUGAAGCUGGAUCAAAUUGCAAUACCAGAUUUCGGACCAGGUGCUAUGGAAAAUUGGGGUCUUGUAAUAUACAGAGAAUCUCGACUUCUCUAUGUAGAGAAUAAAACAACCACGGCAGAGAAACAAGCUUUAGCGACAAUAAUAGCUCACGAACUCUCUCAUCAGUGGUUUGGUAACUUAGUUACUUGCGCUUGGUGGAAUUACAUCUGGCUAAAUGAAGGGUUUGCUACAUUUUUCCAAUAUUAUGUUACCGAUAAAGUUAUUCCACAACUGUAUAAGGAUGAAGAGUCUUGGCGUCUUAAGGAACAAUUUGUUAUUAAAAAUGUGCAAGAAUCAGCAUUCGUUGUUGAUGCAAGUAGUAAAACUCGCGCAUUGAAUCCUGAAACUAAUAUACAAACUACUUCUCAAAUUAGAAGUGUGUUCAACGAUAUUACCUACAAAAAAGGUGCUUCUCUUCUUUAUAUGAUACAAGGAUUUUUAUCGGAAGAUGUUUUUCAAGAAGGACUUAGAAGAUAUCUAAAUAUUUACAAGGGCAAAUCCGUUGAUUCUGACGAUUUCUUCAAAUCUGUCCAAGAUUCCAGUAAGAAAGUGGAAGAAUGUUUGCCAAAAAGUAUUACACUUAAACAAGUUAUGGAUAAUUGGGUUAAUAAACCUGGAUAUCCUGUCAUUACCGUCACAUGGAAUACGAAAUUACGUGGUACUGUUAAUAUAACGCAGGAACGAUACUUUUGGGUGAAACCAGUGAAAAAAGAUAAAACUCAAUGGUAUAUACCCAUCAAUUAUGUAACGGAAGACUCGCCCAAUGAAGUGAUGCCUACGGACAAACAAUCUCGCUGGUUGAUACCCGGAACAAAUGCAUCAUUAGAAAUUAAACUAAACGAUACAAAAUGGAUACUUUUCAAUAAGAAUCAGACAGGUUUCUAUCGUGUAAAUUAUGACGAUUCAAAUUGGCAGAAGCUAGCGUCGUACUUAAAAUCGCCUUUUUAUCUUAAUAUAAGCGCAACCAACCGCGCCCAAUUGAUCGAUGAUGCAUUAAAUCUCGCGCGUACAGGACACUUGGCAUAUAAGACUGCAUUGCAGAUUACAUCGUAUCUAUCACAUGAGACUGAUUAUAUUCCAUGGUAUGCCGCUGCCAAAGCAUUCAAUUAUCUGGACAACGUAUUAAUAGGUGGAAAGAACUACACAGAAUAUCACAAAUAUGUCGCUGAAAAGAUAAAAUCUUUUGCACUGACAGUCAACUACAAAGAUUGGAGAAAUAGUACGCAUGUAGAUAAACUUGCCAAAGUAUUAGCAUUAGACACAGCUUGUAAAUACGGAUUGGAAGACUGCAAUAACUUUGCUAAUAAGAAGCUUGCAGAUUGGUUGGACAAUAAGAAGAAAGAAGAUGAGAAGAAACUCUUACCAGACUUGAGACGUGGAAUUCUUUGCGCCGGAUUGCGAAAUGCAAGCGCACAAAUAUGGAACGCGACUCUACAAAAGUAUAAAACCACUGAAGAUAAAGAUGAAAAGGCGGACAUUCUGGCCGGUUUUGGUUGCGCCACAUCUAAGGAAACUAUCCAGAAAUUCCUCGCGUUAACUCUCGAGAAAGAUUCCGACAUCGAUAUUUUUGCUGCGUUGAAUUCGAUAUGUGCGGGUAAUGCCGAAUCCUUCGACAUCCUUGUAGAAUUCAUCAACGAUAAUAUUGAAACAAUUCAUAAUGUAGAUGAAGAAGAUAACUCGUUACUGAGUGCUUUCCUUAAUAAUCUUUCCGACAGAGUCGUAACAACAAAGCAAUAUAUAGAGUUAACGCUACUCGUACAUGGGCAACUGCAAAACGUACAGAAGUUUGAAUUAUCCGCUGUGUUAAACAAACUUAUCUGGAUCAAUACCUACCGGGAUAAUGUUACGGAAUGGAUCUUCGAUACAACUCCCAUCAUGUCUACUUAUCUCGUAGCGUUUGUAGUGUCCGAUUAUGUACAUAUUCCUAACGCAGAUGGAACGCUCAAUAUAUGGUGCAGAUCAGCAUUGGCUCCGCACUCAAAACUUGUACAGGAGAUUGCUCAAAAGGCUACAGACAUAUUAACAGAAUAUACCAAUAUUACCGACAAAGUUCCAAAAAUGGAUCAUUUAGCAGUUCCGCAACUGACAGCUGGUGCCAUGGAAAAUUGGGGACUUAUUAUUUAUAACGAAAAAGACUUUGCGUACAAUGAAAAAAAAGAUACAAUGUUUCAUAAACAACGAGUAGCAGUGACAGUAGCACAUGAAAUAGCACAUCAAUGGUUUGGUAAUCUGGUUAGCCCGUCAUGGUGGUCUCACGUGUGGCUAAACGAGGGAUUUGCAACAUUUUUCGAAGAGUAUGUUCUCAAUGAGAUUUUCAAAGAUUGGCGUAUAAUGGACUUCUUCGUUGUUAAGGUUCAACAAGAAGCUCUUGAUACUGAUGUUGCUAAGAAAAUGAAACCUAUUGUAUUCGAAGUCAAAACUCGUGAAGAAAUUGAUUCACACUUUUCUUAUUCCAGUUACGGCAAAGCACCUGCUAUACUGCGCAUGUUACAGCAUAUUAUUACUGCUAAAGUAUUUCAGAAAGGUAUCAUCAAGUAUUUACACAAACAAAUGCUGACAUGCAAAAUUAUCUACAUUGUCUUUGCAUUCGUCGCAAUAGACGCCGCUGCCAUUCAAGACUCAAAUCUGAAUGAUAAGGAAAUAAAUUAUCGGCUACCUAAUCACACAAAACCUCUAUUCUAUGAUCUUAAGUUGAAUCCGCAUCUUACGUCAGACAACUUUACAUUUGAUGGCGAAGUACUCGUCUAUAUAGAAAUUUUGAACCAGACGAGAACUAUCACGCUGCAUACAAAGAAGCUGAUAAUAGAUGAAAACGUAUCUUUUCUGAAAACCAACACUGGAUUUGAUUUUUACGUUCCAACUACAUAUAACAGUAACAAUAUAACAGAACUUUUAACUCUUGGUUUUGACAAGGAACUAUCUAUUGGACAUUAUAUUUUAUAUCUGAAAUUUGCUGGUAUAUUGAAUGAUAGAUCAUAUGGAUUCUACCGAAGUUCUUAUGUUAAUGACACAAAACAUAUAGUAUGGUUUGCCGGGACAAAUUUCAUGGCAACUUACGCACGUGCUGCUUUUCCCUGUUGGGACGAGCCGGCAUUGAAGGCCUCUUUUAAGAUUGCCAUCAAACAUCAUCGUAAUUACACGGCUAUUUCGAACAUGCCGAUUUCCGAAGAAUCGGAAAUCGACGAGAGUGACGGAAAGAUAUGGACACAUUUUGAAGAAUCGCCCGUCAUAUCAACGUAUCUAGUCAGUUUCCUAAUCUUCGAUCUUCGUAAUAUAAGCAAUUCCGAUGGAACCAUCAACGUCUGGAGCAGAGGCAGUGUAAUUUCCUCAGCAAGUUUCGCCCACGAAGUCGCCCAGAAGGCGGCGAUCGAAUUGGAACGAUACACCAACAGUUCCGUUCGGUUGGCCAAAAUCGAUCAUGUUGCGCUUCCUGACAGAUAUGUUAUUGGAUACAAUAAGGACAUGGAAAGUUGGGGGCUUAUCACUUACAGGGAAGCUACAAUACUGUACAAUGAAGAGGGAAGUUCAACCGAUGAAUUGUAUAGAAUUGCAAAUAAUAUCAUUCAUCAAUCAAGUCAUCAAUGGUUUGGUAAUGUUGUUAGUCCUUCCUGGUGGACUUACAUAUGGAUGAAUGAAGGACUUGCGGAAUAUUUCAAAUACUACACUGCUGAUAAGAUUUAUAAAGAUUGGCGAGUUAUGGAUUUUUUAGUUAUGGAAACGCUAAAUUCAAUCCUAUUUUUGGACAGUUUAGAAUACACGCAACCUCUUAAUUUGGAGCCUAAUACUAUUGAAGAAAUUAAAUUAAAAUUUUCUCCAUUAAAAAAUCAAAAAGCUUCUCUGCUUUUACGAAUGCUUUCACAUUGUCUCUCUGAUGAUGUAUUCCACACAGGACUCAUCAGAUAUCUUAAUAAACACAAGUACGGCGCAGCUAAGCCUGAAGAUUUAUGGGCUGCUUUGCAAGAUGCAUUUGAUGAAUCAGCGAUAUCUCAAAACAAAUUCAAAAUUCAAGAAGUAAUGGAUACCUGGAUAGAACAGAAAGGAUAUCCUCUUAUUACAGUAAUCAGAGAUCAACAUACUGGAAAGAUAAAGAUUACACAGGAAUAUUUUCAACCGUAUGAAAAAAUAGGUGUACGUAAGAACCUCAUUAGAACAGAUAUUACGAAUAUAAAGUGGUGGGUACCAAUAAAUUUUGCAACUCGCACCAAUCCAAAUUUUUCAUCAACCUUAGCAACGUACUGGUUGUCGCCAAAAGCUGAAGAACUCGUAAUCGAUGGUGUCGACCCACAAGAUUGGAUUAUCGUAAAUGUUCAACAAACUGGUUUUUACCGUGUGAAUUAUGACACAAUAAAUUGGUUGAAAAUUGCUGAUUAUCUGAAUUCUGAGAAUUACACAAAAAUACAUGUACUGAAUCGCGCACGGAUAAUUAACGAUGCAAUUCACCUUAUGUUCACGGAUAAAUUAGAUCCUAGAAUUUUUAUGGACCUUACAAAAUACUUACGACGUGAAACGGAUUAUGUAGUAUGGUUCUCAUUGUUUAAAAUUUUGAGAGAUGCAACUAAGUAUUUUGCUUAUAAUGGAGGAGGUGAAUUGCUUAAGUCAUACAUUUUGGACUUGAUGAACAAUAUAGUAGAAACUGUAGGUACACAGGAUCGUCCAAAUGACGAUUACUUCACGAAAUUCACGAGAAAUGCAAUUCUUGAGGAUGCGUGCGUUUUUGAUCAUCCUGCAUGCUUAAAUAAAGUCUAUACUCAAUUAAUUGAUUAUUUAAAAAACUCAACGAUACUUUCAAAUAGAACUUCAUUUCAUACGAAAAGAUGGAUAUUUUGUAAUGGUAUAAAACAAGCGAAUGAAACUAUUUGGAACAAAUUGCUGUAUAUGUACACGAACAUGUCUGAACAAACAUUAUACUGUCUGGGACACUCUAGAAACCCGACCAUUAUCGAGAAAUUUUUAAAUAUGACUGUAUCUGAAGAUGCACCAAUCACAAAGAAUGAUAUUCAUCGUAUCAUUUAUUCCGUAUUAAAUGGAGGUUUUCCAAAUGUCGAUGUAGUCAUGGAUUUUAUAAUGAAUCACUGGGAUAAACUUACAACUAUCGUUGACCCAAUGGAUUUAGUAUAUGAUAUUAGUUGGAAUGUUGUAUCCAGGAAACAAAUCCAAAAGAUGAAAGCACUUUUAGAUAAGCUUGGAAUGGAAGUACCACAAAUUAUGAAACUUCAAGAGCAAAAUAUAGAUUUGAUAGAAACAAUAAUGAGGAUUUCGCGGGAAUAUUUGUUCCUUUGCACUCUAAUCACAUUAUUCUGCGGAAACGUAGCAAACAAUUCCCCUCUUCACGAUGGUACACUUAUGCGAAAUCUGGAUAUCUCACAAGAUGAAUCCAUCGACUAUAGAUUACCAACAAACGUUAAACCCCUUUCGUACGAUAUUAUAUUGAUUCCAGAUUUUAAUAACUUUACAUUUACGGGAACAACAAAAAUUGAUGCUGUAGUACAAAAUUCAACUAACACUAUUACGCUACAUGUGGGAAACAUCAAAAUUGAUAAAAUGUCUUUUCUGACAUUCGAGGAAUCUUCUAUCUCAUCUAAUUUUCCGACUUCGUAUGACGAUAUUACUGAAAAGUUCACUAUUACCCUUCCCCGUCUACUUCUAGUAAAUACGACUAUGACAAUUAAUUUUGCGUACAGUGGAAUCUUAUCCGACAACAUGAUCGGAUUUUAUAAGAGUUCUUAUUUCGACGAAAAUGGAGAGCUUAGAUGGCUAGCUGCAACACAAUUUGAAGCGACAUACGCGAGACAUGCCUUCCCAUGCUUCGACGAGCCGAGUUUUAAGGCAAACUUCACGAUAAGAAUAGCAAGAGACGACAAUUAUAAGACUAUCUCUAAUAUGCCAUUGGAAAGUUCUGAAAUAUUAGUACCUGGUGGCAAAACCUGGGAUGUCUUCAAACAAAGCAGCUUAAUGUCUACGUACUUAGUGGCCUUUGUGAUUGCGGAAUUCGAUCCAAUUGAAAAAGUUACAGAUUCAUUUAAAUUUAGUGUAUGGUCCAAACCAUCCACCAUCGAUCAGACUACUUAUGCAUUAAAAAUCGGUACUGAAGCCCUCGAUUUAUUUAGUAAAAAGUUUAAUCAAAAUUAUACAUUUCCUAAAAUGGACAUGGUGGCCAUUCCUGACUUUGAUGCCGGAGCUAUGGAAAAUUGGGGAUUGGUGACAUAUCGCGAGAGCCGAAUGCUGUACGAUGAGAAAGAAUCAUCGGCGUUAGCUCAACAGGAUGUGGCUUCCGUGGUCGCUCACGAACUCACGCAUAUGUGGUUCGGAAAUUUAGUAACACCACAAUGGUGGAGCUACCUUUGGCUUAGCGAAGCGUUUGCCUCAUACUUUGAAUACUUCGGUACUGCACUGCUCGAGAAUACAUGGAACAUGACGGAACAAUUCGUGAUAGACCAACAUCAACCUGCAUUAAUAGCAGAUGGUCUUGAAUCUUCUCUUCCGAUGACUCGGGACGUUUUCAGUACAUCGCAAAUCGAAGGAACGGGAGAUACUAUUACCUAUUUCAAAGGAGCCAGUAUUCUACGUAUGAUGAGCCACAUAUUUGGAAAUGAAAUUUUCGAAGAAGCAUUGCGCAGCUAUAUAAAAAACAACAAAGAGAAAGGAUUGGGCCAUCCAGACACUUUAUGGGAAGCAGUAAAUUCAAAUCUCCAUAUUAAUGUAAAAACAAUAAUGGAUUCUUGGACUACAAAAGCCGGAUACCCUGUUGUAACAAUCGCUAUUAAUGACGACGGUAUCAUGAAUAUUACUCAAGAACGCUUUCUUCUGAGAAAUUUGAAUGAAACUUCUACGGAUACUACUUGGUAUGUCCCAAUCACGUUUACUACACAAACAGACCCAAAUUUCAAUAACACGAUUCCAAAAUAUUUCGUAUCUACCAAAAGAACCACCGCUUACUACGAAAUUAAUCCAAACGACUGGAUUAUAUUCAACGUACAAUCAUCAGGUUUUUAUCGUGUAAAUUAUGACAGCCGUGAGUGGCAAAAAAUUUUCAAUGUAUUGAAAGACGGCAAUCUGAAUGAUAUUCAUGUAUUAAAUAGAGCCGGCAUUGUAGACGAUCUAUUAAAUCUGGGUAGAGCAAAAUAUCUAAAUUAUGAUACGGUUUUCGAAGGAUUGAGUUAUCUUAAAAGGGAAACUAAUUAUCUGCCUUUUAAAGCAGCAUUUAAUGGUUUCGAAUACCUAAAUAGGCAAUUUACAGGACACAAACUUCAACCCUUUUUCAAGACCUAUAUUUUGUCUCUUAUCGAUGACAUAAACGCUCAACUAGGAUAUGAGGAUAAGGAAUAUGAUGAUAGAUUAACAGUUUUGUUACGACAAGAGGUGAAUAAUUGGCUCUGUAAGCUUGACAAUGACAAAUGUAUAAACAAUUAUGCAGACAAAUACAAAAAAUGGAAAGAAAAUGCUACUGCUCGUAUCAAACCGAACGAAAGGCCCACAGCGUACUACGUAGCCAUAAGACACGGAACUUUUGAAGACUGGGAUUUUUUGUGGAAUGAGUAUGUUCAUUCCAAUUAUGCGACCGACAAAAUGGUGAUCUUAAAGGCUUUGGGAUACAGUCAGAAUACCACCAUCUUGGAAAAAUAUCUGAACUCUGCCAUUAGCAAUUAUAAUACCGGCCAAAUUCGCAAACAGGACAGUACAAGCGUCUUUGCAGCCGUUUAUAACUCUGGCCACCUUGGUGCAGAAUAUGUUCUUGACUUUGUUGAAAAAUAUCACCAACAGAUGGAAGAAUACUACGGAGGACAGAGUACAAUAGCCGCAAUUCUCAAUGGAGCAUCGCAGCAUUUCUCUACCGAAAAUUUAGUGAACAAAUUUGAAAAAUUCAUAAACGCUAGCAAAACAAGCUUUACGUCGAUUCAAAAAUCUCUGGAGUACUCCUUAAAAGUCGCUAAAUAUGAAUUAGACUGGUAUAACUCCUAUUCGGCAUCUUUAACUCCAUGGUUGCAAGAAUACAACUUAACAUUUCGCCUACCCAACAAUAUAAGUCCUAAACAUUACUUCAUUUCCCUUACGCCUCGUCUUAGUGGGAAUUUUACUUUCGAUGGAAAAGUGACGAUCAAAGCCGACAUUAUGCAACCAACAAAUCAGAUUAUUUUACACUCGUCGGAAAUUGAAAUACUUCCUUCCGAAGUAAUCGUGAAAGCCAAUGGAACAGAAGUACCAAAAUUAAACGAAAAAUUCUUAAAUCAAUAUGAAUUCUACAUUAUAUAUCUCACAGAAUAUCUAACUACUGGAACGAAAUUGGACAUCAAAAUCAAAUACACAGGUCAUUUGAAUGCUGAGCUUCGUGGCUUUUACAAAAGUUCUUACGCGAAUGAAACAGGAACUAGAUGGCUUGCAGCCUCGCACAUGGAACCCGUUAGCGCCAGAAAAAUGUUCCCUUGUUUUGAUGAACCAGCAAUGAAAGCGAAAUUCACUAUUCAAGUUACCGUAGAAAAUGGUUACACACCUAUCAGCAAUACGGCGCAACACGUGCAAAGGAUAAUCGAUGGUGGUGCAUCAUAUACCUUCUUCGAAUCAGUACCGAUGUCGACAUAUUUAGUGGCAGUUCUCGUUUCCGAUUUCAAGUUUAAAUCUAACCAAACUAAUGAAAUUGAAUUAGCUGUAUACGCACGUCCCAACGCUAUUAAUCAAACCGACUACGCUCUAUCUGUAAUGUCUCAAUUGAUGUACUUCUACGAAACAAUAUACAAAUUGCCAAAAUAUCCAUUUCCAAAACUCUCUAUGGCUGCGCUGCCCGAUUUCGGAGCAGGCGCAAUGGAGAAUUGGGGCCUUUUAACAUACAGGGAAACGAGUAUGUUAUAUGACGAGAAUCACUCGCCGAUUACAAACAAACAAGAUAUCAGAAACGUGAUUGCUCAUGAAAUCUCCCAUCAAUGGUUCGGAAAUUUGGUCAGUCCUCUGUGGUGGAAGUAUGUGUGGUUGAAUGAGGGAUUUGCUAGAUACUUCGAAUAUCACGCUCCCGCUCGUGCGUUUAAUGAUACGACGUUGGAAUCGCAAUUUGUGGUUGACCAAGUACAUUCUGCUUUCAAAGCAGACAGUUCUUCCUCUACACAUCCCAUGAGUCACGAUGUAUCAACUAAUCGUGAAAUUCAAAGUAUAUUUGACACAAUCACUUAUAAUAAAGGUGGUAGCAUAUUGAGAAUGGUCGAAAAAACAUAUGGAACCGACGUGUUCAACAAUGCAUUAAUUGACUAUCUUAACAAACGAAAAUAUGACUUUUCCAUACCGGACCACUUGUAUGAAUCACUUCAACUAAAAGUAGGUAAGAAAGGUUUAAAAGAUGAUGUCAAAGUUAUCUUAGACACGUGGACAACUCAACCUGGCUAUCCCAUCGUUGAUGUCUUUAUUUCAACAAAGUCAAUAUCUUUGAAACAAAAACGGUUCUUCCCUAAAAAACAUGAGAAUACUAUUGAUGAUACUACAUGGCACAUCCCAAUUACAUGGGCAGUAGUUCAGAAUACUUCAGAGUAUUUUAAUACCACGCCGAAAUUUUGGUUGACAACAAAACGGACAAUAAUAAAAAAACCUAGAGACUUAUCACCAGAAUCACUUUUAAUAUUCAACAAUCAGCAAUCAGGUUAUUAUCGUGUAAAUUAUAACAAACAACAUUGGAUGAAGCUGAUUGAUUAUCUUAAAAACCAGGACAUUCAAACAAUUCACGAAAUCAAUCGCGCAGCAUUAAUUGAUGAUCUUAUGAACCUUGCAAAAGCAGACUAUAUUGAUUAUGAAACUGUUAUAUCUGCUACAAUGUAUUUGAAAAGAGAAAAUAAUUAUUUCCCCUGGCGAGCGUUCUUCAAUAAUCUGCCUUACUUAAACAAUCGUUUUGUAGGACGCGAUAAUGAAGACAUAUAUAAAAAAUGGUUAACAUCGUUAAUAGAACAACUUUACGCACGAAUUGGCUUUGAAGAUUACAUUAGCGAUGACGAUCUUACUAAGAUAUUAAGAAUACACACUCGCAAAUGGGCUUGUAAAUUAGAUAUAGCUGAUUGUAAAUUCUCAGCUGCAAAAUAUUUCGAACAGAAACAACGUUCAGAAACAUUGUUACUGGAGGCAGCCACGGAGGAUUCACAAAUACGAUAUCAAGAUAGUGCAAAAGUAUUCUCAAGCGUUUACGAUGCGAGUUUAGUUGGCGUUGAAGUUGUCAUGGAAGUAAUUAAAACGCAUUACGAUGAUAUACUGCACCGAAAUUUUAAUGAUUCUACCAAAAUCGCAAAUAUAGUGAACGCUUUGGCAAGCAGAUUAUCUACUUAUGAUCUCUAUAAUCAGUACCAAAAAUUACUCGACUGGCUGGUUCAAAAAGAACCAGAAUUCAAGAACUCCGUCACUUCCUAUUUGGCAACGGCGAAAAAUGAAUUUGAUUGGUAUGAAAGAAAAGUUCCAGGAAUUUUUAAAGCAUUGGACAAUCUAUUUCCCAGCAAUACAUACCGCUUACCAAAAACGCUCAAUCCAAACCUGUAUAAUAUAUCUCUCACACCUUACAUAAAAAAGGGUACCUUCACAGGGAAAGUGAAAAUACACAUGACAGUUCUGGAAAAUACUACUUUGAUAGCUCUCAAUGCUCACAAACUCAACAUCUUAAGUGUCAAAGUCUUCAAAAAUGACUUAGAAAUAAAUGUGCAAAAUUAUACGACAAAACAUAUCCCACAACAACUAAGAAUAUAUUUAUCCAGCUACAUACAUACAAAUGAAAAGAUAAUAGCGGAAAUCGAAUUUAAUGGAACUCUUAACGAUGAAAUGACUGGAUUUUAUCGUAGUUCGUAUGUCGAUAGUACCGGAGUGCAACAUUGGCUAGCUACAACACACUUUGAGCCUACGUAUGCUAGACAAGCUUUCCCCUGUUUCGACGAACCAGCGUUUAAAUCAAAUUUCUCAAUUAACAUUCAAAGGCUAAAUAAUUACAUCUCGCUAAGUAAUAUGCCACUUUCAACAAAAACUAAAGAUCCAAAGAACGAUAAUUAUAUGUGGGACACAUUCGCCACUACCAAUGUCAGUAUGUCAACAUAUUUGGUUGCAUUUGUUGUCUCCAAAUUUAAAUCAGCGGUUGAGCCUGAAAACGUAACUUUCAACGUAUGGGGUAGACCGGAAGUCGCGGCAUAUGGCAAAUACGCUCAAAAUAUCAGCAUAGCAGUUAUUAACGUAUUGCAGAAUAUUACGGACAUUGAUUAUGCUUUACCGAAGCUGGACUUAAUAGGAAUUCCAGAUUUCUCUAUGGGCGCAAUGGAAAACUGGGGCCUUGCUACUUUCCGCGAAUAUGGACUUUUUUAUGACGAAAAAGAAACUACAGCUACAUAUGAAAGAUAUAUAAUUACCGUAAUAGCGCACGAACUUACUCAUAUGUGGUUUGGAGAUCUCGUCACUUGCGACUGGUGGGAUUAUAUUUGGCUUAACGAAGGUUUCGCGGAAUACUUCGAGUCGUUUACAUCUGAUCGAAUAUUCCCAGACUACAAAUUCAUGGAUCAAUUCGUGGUUUACGAGAUGCAUUCUGCUCUGUCACAAGAUGCUUCGAUUUCAACACAUCCAAUGACAAAUCCUGUUGAAGCACCGGACGAAAUAGCUGGUAUUUUUGACUACGUCACUUACGAAAAAUCCGCUAGUGUUUUACGAAUGAUGUUUAACGCAUUCGGCGAAGAAGCUCAGAUGUUGGCACUCCGUAAUUAUUUAACGAAACGAAAGUAUCUUACAGCACGUCCUACAGAUUUAUGGGAAAGUUUCGAGCCAUUUGUAUCGAUAUCAAUUGACAAUAGAAAGGCAAGUAUUGAGGAAGUCAUGAAUACUUGGACAAAUCAACCAGGAUAUCCCGUUGUAAAUGCUACGUUAACUAACGAAAUAGUAACGUUUACUCAGGAACGAUUCUUGAUAGACAGAAAUACCUCUGGCAAUGAAUUUUAUUGGAUACCAAUUGAUUUAUUCGUUUCAUCCAACCUUGAACCCAUGAACAUGAAAACGUAUGCUGAUGUAUCUUUAGAAAACAAAACAUGGCUAGGACCAGAACCUCGACAACUAUUUAUUAAUUCUGUUAACGACUGGUUUAUCGUGAAUUACAAACAAACUGGCUUUUAUCGUGUUAAUUAUGACAUCUCCUCAUGGCAUACGUUAAUUAACAAGCUAAAUAGUGAAAGUUUCGAAGAUAUUCAUGUCUUAAACCGUGCACAAAUUAUAGAUGAUCUCUUUAACUUGGCUCGCGCUAAUUACGUGGAGUACAAUCUACUGAUAAAAGCAUUGGCAUAUUUGGAAAACGAGACGAAUCACUUACCCUGGAAAGCAUUUUUCAACGGCCUAUCAUAUAUCUAUAGAAGAUUCGAACUGUCGGAGAAUCUAAAUCAGGAAAAGAAUUUCCAGGAGGAUCUAAAUAAAUACGUUUUGAAAUUAUUGUCUAAAACGUACGAUAAUGUAGGAUUCAGUGAUCGCGAUGAUGAUAAUUAUUUAAAUAGGUUACAUCGGGAAAUGAUUCUUCAAUGGGCUUGCAAAUUAAAUAAAGCAGAAUGUAUACAAAAAUCUACAGACUUAUUUGCGACUUGGCGUAAUAGUUCCGAACGAAUUUCACGUGAUGCACGACCAGCUGUUUAUUGCACCGCAAUAAAAAAAGGAAGUACAGAUGAUUGGGAAUUCCUGUGGACUCAAUAUCUACACGCGAAUCUUCAAACAGAGAAAAAGAUCAUUAUAAAUGCACUCGGAUGCUCGACAAAUAAGACGGUGCUCCAAAAUUACUUAGGAAAAGCCAUUGAAAAAUAUGAUGCUGCAAAUGCCGCCAUUCGUCGACAAGAUGUUUCAGCAGUGUUUACUUCCGUGUACAGCGCAGGUCCAAUAGGAGUAAAUGUUACCAUUGACUUUUUAACAAAAAAUAUCAAAAAAUUGCAUCAAUAUUUUGGAAAGUGGGACAAUAUCGCAGAUAUAUUUAUUAAUGUGGCAUCGUAUGCAUCGAACGACGAUCAAUAUAAUCAGAUGGUAUACUUUAUUGAACACAAUAUACAUCGGUAUCCUCCGAACAUCAGAUCGAGAUUAGUUUCUGCUCUUAAUAUUGUGGAAACUAACUUAUUCUGGUUCCAAAAUAACAGUGACAAAAUUAGGGAAUUAAUAAUUGAUUCGGAAUCUGGAAAUAACCCUGAUAGUUCUACCAGGUUAGAAUCACUGAAUGUCGUUCUUAUGACUGAUAAUGCCUGCAAAAGCAGAUCCUUCUCCGAUCCAACGUUGGCUGCUAGAUACCGUUGCCAAGCGAAUUUCCACUCGCUUUGUCCACCCACCCGAAUGGCCGUGCAAUAAACCACACUCUUCAAGAUGAAUCAAACAACUCAGAACUGCGAUCAUGUGCAUUGA
Molecule: messenger RNA, 14561 nt
Organism: Trachymyrmex cornetzi
Lineage: Eukaryota; Metazoa; Arthropoda; Insecta; Hymenoptera; Formicidae
Exons: 59
Biological process (GO): peptide catabolic process; proteolysis
Cellular component (GO): membrane; cytoplasm
Molecular function (GO): zinc ion binding; metalloaminopeptidase activity; peptide binding
Source: RefSeq, a predicted model, not a curated record